Messenger RNA from Rotaria sp. Silwood2, 645 nucleotides. NCBI's taxonomy places the organism in Eukaryota, Metazoa, Rotifera, Eurotatoria, Philodinida, Philodinidae. The record is from the annotation of a GenBank genome assembly.
AUGACAGUGGAUACAGCUGCUGUACCAGAAACUAAAAAAACUAAUCCUUCCAUCACGAAACGGGAUCGACGUGAUGUGAUACGACAGGUUCGUGAAAUUACUGGCCUCGAUGAUAAUUUUAUAAAUCAAACAAUAGAAGCAUGUAAAGAUAGUACUGGACGUUAUUCAUUAGAACAAGUUAUUAAUCUAUUAUUUGACGAUAAUCUUCGAAAUAAUCUUCAACAAUCGUCUUCACAAUCAACUAAUAAUAAUAAUAAUAAUAAUCAAUCUCAUUCUAAUUCAAAUGUACCUGUUCAAGCAACAGCUGCAGCAUUACCACCACAAACAUCUGAUAGAAAUCAUGGUGAUACAAUUACAGAUGAUGUUAUUGAAAUAUCACCAGAAAAUGAUAAUCAACAAACAAUUGAUGACGAUUUAGAACGUGCACUACAAUUAUCACGUGAAACAGUCGAACAAAUAAUUGAUGAAUCAGAUAUUGCUGAAAGAAAAUCACUGGAUGAACCAGUUGGAUUAAAAAAUAUUGGAAAUACUUGUUGGUUUAAUUCGAUUGUUCAAGCACUUUAUACAUUACCUUAUUUUCGUCAACUUAUAUUAAAUUUUCCACGUUCAGUUAUUAAUCGUGAACUAAAUGAAAGUGUAUGUUGA